UACAACCCCACGGUGUUGUAUCGCUCCUAUUGAUCGUACCCCCAUCUACGGAGUGGCCGUGCGCCGAUGGAUGACAAUGGAUAGGGACUAUUGUUCAUAGAGAUGGAUUGAGGGAGAGGUAAAAAUGUAAACAAGCCAGCAGGAGUGAAUAGCAAAGUCAUUGAAGACACAUGCAAUUUGGAAAGCUAAAAUUUGAUAGUUUAUUUACUUCUUAAUAAUUAAAAAUUUGCUUAAACUAAAUCAUUAUAUGCUAAAAGCGAACAAUUUAGUGCGACACAAAUUAAGACUAAAGCUAACCUAAAUCUAUAUCUAAUUUCAACACGAAGACCUACAGGUAAAUGAGACAAACUUGCUUAAAUUGGAUAAAAUAUUUAUUAAAUAACAUGCUAUCAGACCUCACAACGCUAGUCAGGGAUUUUGGAUCGAGUUUGGACAUAGGAGGGACAAAGAACACGAAGAUUGACUAAACGAUAUUAAAAUAUCUCCAAAUACACGCGGAUAUUUAAAAUCUCGGAAGACCACUCUUUCUUCGCCACCGAAUUCUAACAUCUUUUAAUAUCGUUUAUUGGAAGAGGUGGAAAAUGUCCAAUCCGAUCGACCACAACACCCCGACGACCAGCAGAGGUGCUAAAGGUAAGCAGAAACCCGAAAAGACACGUAUUUCCCGAAAACAAAAAUCGAAUAAAGACCCCCCGAACGACCCCAACCCCCAAAACAAGACUUCUAUCGCCGGUGAUGUUGGCAAAGCGCGAGUGGGUGAAAAUAAAUCACCAAUUUCGUCCCGGAUUCGAGCCUCGUCUAAGAGAAGAAGUUGUGUUAUGUGCGCGGGUGUAGAUGAUAACCGGAUGGUUCAGUGCGUCACGUGUAACUGUUGGUGCCACCUUGAUUGUGCAGGAGUUACUCAGGACGUCGAGAGUUGCGAGUGGAGUUGCCUGAAAUGCGAAACCGCGAAGGCAAAGCCCGGUAAGCAGAAGACGUCCAGAACGAGAUCCAAAAGCGCAGUGGAAACGGCGAAGUCAACGAAAGCAAGUGCGAAGAAGAAUUCUGGCAAGCCAAAGACGGUGAAGGAUUCAACUUCCAAGGACCUCCGAGCGGAUCGUAAAGCUACUGGUGGGGAAAAAUCAGCGAACCUGGAUGCCAUGCUGCUUGCUGAGAUCGAGAAGAAGAUGGCCACAUCGGCCAAAGCGAAGUCCGUGAAAUCCAGUUCAACCUGCAAAUCGGGUCUCUCGCUGAAGCUACAGAUGCAACAAGUGUUGGCUGAAGAAACCUUAAUGCUGGAGGAGAUGAAACGUAGACGAGAGUUUAUGAAGAAGAAGUUCGAGUUGAUGGAGGAGAUUGCUGAAGUACGUAGCUGUCCAGUCCCAGGUGCCAAAGUGACGGAUCCGCUGACAAAGGUGAAAGGUUGGCUACAGAAGCUGAUUUCAUCCGAUAGUGAAUCUGAGGACACGAUCGAAGACGGCGAUGAGGAUGACAGCGACGAUACUUCGAGUACGACCGAUUCGAGCAACGAGGAUACGAUCGACGAAGAAGGAGAAUCAUCUGAAGGUGUGGAUCAGGAAAGCGAAGACAAGGAGGAUACGAGUGACUCAGAAGGUUCGAACGAAGAUGAAGACUGCGAUGAUCACGAGGACCCCUUCGCUCCACGAGAACGUUCAACACCUGUUGCGAGAAGACACGGCGCUCUAAGACCUGGAAAUCACUCUCGGUCCAAAACCGAUCUCACACGUGAACAAAUUGCGGCACGACAGGUAGUGCAAUGCAACCUGCCUAAGUACGAUGGCAAUCCAGAGGAAUGGCCGAUGUUCAUAUCGACGUUCGAAAGUACGACUAAGAUGUGCGGCUACAGGGAUGAGGAAAACAUGAUCCGUCUCCGGAACUGCUUGAAAGAUGAAGCCUUUGCUGCCGUGCGAAGUUUUCUCAUGCAUCCGUCGAUGGUGCCGAAAGCGAUCAGCGUUUUGAAGCUCAGAUUCGGCCAACCGCACAUGAUUAUCAGCACAUUGCGCGAUAAGGUUCUGGCUAUGCCACCAGUCAGAUCUGAUUCUAUGGAGAAGCUAGUCGACUACGCUCUAGCCGUGCAGAAUUUGUGCUCUACAAUCGACGCUUGCGGAAGGAGAGAGUAUAUGCGAGAUGUAACGCUGAUGCAAGAGCUUGUCUGUAAACUUCCACCGGCUAUCAAGUUGGACUGGGCAAGGCACAGCAAAAAAUUCGUGAAGGUUACCCUCACUACAUUUUCCGAUUGGAUCUUUUCUAUUGCGGAAGAUGCAAGCAUCGUUGCAAAUCCCAGAAGAUCUAACAGUUACGAGCAGGAAACACGGGGUAAGCGUCACGGGAAAGCUUUCGUGAACACCCACGCUGAGGCUUCUGCAUCCGCAGCAAGUGGCCAUUCCAUGGUUGCUGGCAAUCGAAGGCACAAUACUCCCCUCGAUAAAGGGCCCCGAGAAGAGCCGAGCAGCUGCCCCCUUUGUAAAGGGAACUGUCGGACAGCUGCUAAAUGUAAGCGGUUUCUGGAUCUUUCGUACGAGGCAAGAUGGUCAGCGGUUCGUGAAUUCCGACUUUGUCGCAGGUGCUUGCGCAAGCAUGGGGGUAAUUGCAACACCAAGUUGUGCGGAGUGAACGGCUGUGAAUUUAAACACAACUCACUUCUGCAUAAAAACCUCGUCGCUCCAAGUGAACCGAAAGCUAGUACGGGACAAAACAAGGCAAAUGAAGAGCGUAGCGUAAACACACAUCAAGUGGAUGCUGGCCUGGAGCUGUUCCGCUACCUCCCUGUAACGUUGUUCGGGCCAAACACGAAGGUGGAAUGCUUCGCAUUUCUCGACGAUGGAUCCGAGUUAACGCUAUUGGAUGAACAGAUCGCAAAAGAGUUGGGUUUGGCCGGUGAUGAACAGCCAUUGUGCUUGAAGUGGACGGGAGGAACUCAUCGAUUCGAGGAAAAGUCAAGACGAGUAGGUGUUGGAAUUUCCGGGAUGAACGGCAAAAGGUUCGAUCUGAAUGGCGUGCGAACUGUUGAAGCGCUUGAGUUGCCGUGUCAAAGUUUGAACGUCGAUGCCCUGAAGAACAAGUACAAUCACUUGAAGAAUGUUCCAGUCCUCUCCUAUGAUCGUGUGCGUCCAAGGAUCUUGAUAGGGGUCAAACAUGCCAAUGUUUCGUUGGUGAGACGGAGUCGCGAAGGAAAGGAAGGUGAACCUAUCGCUGUAAAGACCCAUCUAGGCUGGACAAUUUUUGGCAGUUGGACAAGUCAUGAAACAGCGACCGAAGGAAAUUAUACGUACCACAUCUGUACAUGUAACCAUUCCAACGAUGAGCAACUUCACCGAGACGUUAAGCAAUACUUCAGCUUGGACAGUCUGGGAAUAAUAUCACCGAUAAGCUCAACAAUGUCCAGAGAUGACGAAAGGGCGUUGACAUUGCUGAACUCUUUAACGCAGAUGGUCGGUAACAAGUACGAAACCGGACUUCUAUGGCGAUUCGACAACAUUCGACUACCCGAUAGUCGGCCGAUGGCUCUGCAACGCCUGAAGUGCCUGCAAAGGCGUUUAGCUAACGAUGCCAAUCUGAAGUUGGCCUACAACGAAAAGCUAACCGAUUAUCAAGCGAAAGGAUACAUUAGGAAGGUGACAGCAGAAGAGUUGGAGCAGAAGAAGGGCCGAAUCUGGUACUUACCAACAUUUCCUGUGAUCAAUCCCAAUAAACCAGGAAAAAUCAGGAUUGUGUGGGACGCAGCAGCGGUGGCUCAUGGAGUUAGCCUGAACUCGGUAUUGCUCACUGGUCCAGACAUGCUGAGCUCGUUGGUAUCCGUACUGAACAACUUUCGGGAGUAUCGCUACGGUAUUUGCGGAGACAUCAGGGAGAUGUUUCUCCAGAUUGGUAUUCGCCCUGAAGACCAAUUUUGCCAACUAUUUCUGUGGAACGACAGCGUGAACGAGGAAGAACCGAGUACAUUCGUGGUCUCUGUUAUGAUUUUCGGAGCUCGUUCAUCACCGACGACAGCACAAUUUGUCAAAAAUCAAAAUGCUCGGAGGUUUCAACUGGAGUUUCCUACAGCGGUCGAAGUCAUCGAAAAGAAGCAUUAUGUCGACGACAUGCUCGCCAGCACGGAGACGGAAGCUGAAGCUAUUGAACUGGCACAAUCUGUUAAAUACGUUCACGAGCAGGGAGGUUUCGAGAUUAGGAACUGGGUUUCAAACUCCUCCAAGGUUCUGAGCUCUAGGCGAGACUCCCACAGGAGAAAUAUCUUUGAACCUGACUGCCGAAAUCUCGACCGAAAAAGUAUUAGGGAUGUGGUGGAAUACAUCAACCGACUGCUUCACGUUUAA
This is a messenger RNA of Aedes albopictus (Asian tiger mosquito), 4316 nucleotides long. RefSeq lists its product as uncharacterized. The transcript has 2 exons. Bases 582 to 4316 code for a protein of 1244 amino acids. Lineage: Eukaryota; Metazoa; Arthropoda; Insecta; Diptera; Culicidae. The record is from RefSeq and is a predicted model, not a curated record.